AUGUCAGAAGAUAACAUUUUUCUUUCUUCCGCAGCUUUGCCUGUUGCUAAUGCCGAGCCGCUUUUAAUUGCUUCGACCAUUCAUAUUGAUGAUGAGAAAUCUGGUGAAAGCAGCAUAGAACCUCCCGCUUAUUCCCCCUUAACUCCUCGACUACUGAAUGUACCUGGUGAAAGCAGCAUAGAAGCUCCCGCUUAUUCCCCCUUAACUCCUCGACUACUGAAUGUACCUGGUGAAAGGAGCAUAGAACCUCCCGCUUAUUCCCCCCUAACUCCUCGACCACCGAAUGAGGUUCAACCUGUUGAAAGGAGCAUAGAACCUCCAGCUUGUUCCCCCCUUACUCCUCGACCACCGAAUGUACAAAUGCUUAUGUCUCCGAAACCACAUUGUUCAACAAAAGAAAACAUCCCAAACAUUCAAUUUUUAUCUUCACCAUUGCAACCAAUGUCGCCAGAGACAACAGAAUUAUUUAAUAUUUUAGCUGAUUCCCUUGACAAUGAAGAAUCCAACAUUAAUAGCAAUGAAAACGCUGCACUAGAUUCACCGAUUCCUUCGGACAUAACAAACAUCAUGAAUAGUGAUGACUCCGUACAGGACCCAGACUUCGUUUGUCAUAAUGAAAACGGAAUAUCUAGUGAUAAAAGCUCUGAAGAUUCCGUAUCUUUGUUAGCGACAAUAGAAGAAGGACCUCAAACUGCGAUAGAACUACGGGAUGAAACUAAUACAUCAAACCAUAACUCAAGCAGUCUAAUUUUGCAAGAAGAAGAUAUUGAAACUGAAGCAUCAAUCCAAGGAAGACCAAAAAGGGGUAGAAAAAGAUUAUAUGGUGGAGACCUAAGAGAAGACAGAAAGAAGAAAAAAUAUAAUAAUCUAAGCUAUGUGAACACUAAAAAGCAGGUAGUCGAAAGUAAGGUAUUCAUUGACUAUAGCUGUAAUUGUCCAAAACAAUGUCAAGAAAAGGUAUCAUCUGAACAAAAACUAGAAGAAUUUAAUAAGUUCUAUUCGUUUGGUUCAUAUGUUGCACAAAAUAUGUAUUUGAUAGCUUGCAUUAAGGAAAAACCUAAGAAACGUGCAUACGUCACGACUGCGCGACAUAAUUUAAAAAGAAACAACAAAACUUAUACUCGGGAAUAUUAUUUGAAAAAUAUCUUAGUCUGCAAACAAAUGUUCUUGAAUACACUUCAAACGUCAUCUAAAAGAAUAAACACAGCUCUUUGUAAAAUGCGGAAUAAUUGCCUGAAAGAUAUGCGAGGACUACAAGCGGGUCAAAAUGCGGCUUCAACAGACAGUGAAUUGUUUCUGGAAAACAUAAUUAGGAAAUUACCAACUUAUAUAUCACAUUAUCGCCGAGCUAAAAGUAACGACGCAAAGUUUCUCACAUCGGACAUGACUUUACCCAAAAUAUAUAAUCUCUAUAGUGAAGAAGCUAAGUCAGCUGGUCAAAGAGUUCUUUCUUACUCCAAAGUAAGACAUGUGUUCGUCACAAAAUUUAACUUGCGUACCAAACCCCUUAAAAAAGACACAUGCAACAAAUGUGACUUCUAUGAAAGUAAAAAAAAUCAGGCAUCGGAAGAAGAAAAAAGGAAAAUCGAAGAAGACCACAAAAAGCAUAUCGACAAAGCUAAAUUUUUGCAACAAGAACUCAAAAAAGAUAUGAAACUGGCAAAAGAUGACCCAACUAUAGAAACUAUUACUUUUGAUCUUCAAAAAACGUUGCCUCUUCCGAGGAUACCCACAAAUAUUGUUUUUUAUAAAAGACAGCUAUGGGUAUAUAAUCUGGGUAUCCAUACAGGCAGUAAUGACCAAGUACAUUGUAAUGUGUGGGUGGAAGGGGAGGCAGGCAGAGGGUCGCAGGAAGUGGGUUCGUGUUUAAUAAAACAUAUCACAGAAAGAUUAAAAGAUGGUGUUGAGAUUUUAUUCCUCUGGAGUGACUCAUGUGGGGGUCAAAAUAGAAAUAUUAAACUGACCCUAAUGUUGAAAGCAUUAUUGAAUGAUCAUCCCACUCUAAAAGAAAUACAUCAUCGAUUUUUAGAAUCUGGCCACAGUUUUUUACCAAAUGACACGGAUUUUGGCCGGAUAGAGUGCUCUCUUAACCCUUAA
Spodoptera littoralis (African cotton leafworm) is the source of this 2097-nucleotide messenger RNA. Lineage: Eukaryota; Metazoa; Arthropoda; Insecta; Lepidoptera; Noctuidae. The record is from the annotation of a GenBank genome assembly.